Molecule: messenger RNA, 1850 nt
Organism: Hydra vulgaris (swiftwater hydra)
Lineage: Eukaryota; Metazoa; Cnidaria; Hydrozoa; Anthoathecata; Hydridae
Product: protein-cysteine N-palmitoyltransferase HHAT
Biological process (GO): protein palmitoylation
Cellular component (GO): endoplasmic reticulum
Molecular function (GO): palmitoyltransferase activity
Source: RefSeq, a predicted model, not a curated record
UGGUUUUAAAUGAAUCGCAUCGUGCAAAAAUAUAAACUUAGGUAUGUUCAUGUUAAUGCCAAAUAAGGAUGGUUUGCAAGAAAUCGUGAUGACGGAGGCCUGAAAAAAAAAAGUAAAAAUGUUCUCCUAAUCAAACAUAAGAUUUCUUAUUUUACAAUUAAGAGGACUUCUUACAAAAUAAUAUUAUAAUAAAAUGUUUAAAUAGUAGCUUAGGUGCUCAAACGGUAUUUAAAUGUGUUUAUUCAGAGUGGGUAAACGUAAAUUUGUUAUUUUAUAAGCAUAAAAUUAUUCGUUAUUUAAGUUUGAAUAGUAGAAUGUCUAAUGCGAUUAUUAAAAAACGCUUGGAUUCUUAUUAUAAACAUGCAUCAUUUGGAUCUAUUGAAUCAAUGGUUUCUUGGUGUUUGUGGCCAUGCUUAGCGCUGUAUCCAAUAUAUAUUUCAUUUCAGUUGUCUAAAAAGUUUGAACAUCAUCUUGUUGAUGGUUGCCUUGACACGGGUUGGUUUUCCUUAAGAAGAGAUGUAACAGAUUAUGAGUGGACUGAUUUUCGAGAUAAUUCAACAUUAAUUGUUGUUGUCAAUCUUUUAUACUCUAUUUUAGGAAGAUUUGUUGCCCUUAAUUUUCCUAAAGUCAAGAAGUUUUAUUAUUCAGUCGCUGGUGCAUUUUUAAUUUUAAUAAUUGUGUCUUUUCAAGGGUUUUUGUUAUUAUGUACAAUAAUUUUUAUAUUCUAUUUUGUUAUUGAGUAUCUCAAUCGAAAAGCAAUGUGGCUAUUUGUAUUGAUAUUUAUAGUUAGUUUUCACAAAGAUACUUGUCGGCAGUACUUAUUUUUAUUUUUUGGUAUUAAAGCUGCAAAAAGUGGUGUUGUUUAUAUUUCAGUUUUGAUGACUAUAUUACGCAUAAUUAGUUAUGGAACAGAAAAAAAUCUAGAAACUUUUUCAUUUACAUUCACUGAUUUUUCAAGCUAUAUGUUCUAUAUACCAUUAUUUUUUCGAGGUCCUUUACUAACAUUUGACUUGUUUGUGAAAGAUUUCAAUCAGCCAUUAUUGCAAAGCACCGUUGUUACCUUAAAAGAAUUUGUUAUUGGAUUUCUGCGAUGUGUCACUAUUGGGUUUGUUAUUGACAUUUAUUAUCACUACUCAUUAGUAAAUGCUUUAUCAAGCCAUCACCAUGUGUUACAAAAAUUAAAUGAAAUAGAAGCAGUUGCUGUAGGAUGGUCACUUAUCAUUAUGUUUUAUGUUAAAUAUAAAGUGUUCUAUGGAAUAGCAUAUGUUUUUACAAAAAUUGAUCAAAUUGAAUCACCUUCUCCGCCAAGGUGUGUUUGUACAUUGUACACAUUUGUUGAUAUGUGGCGCUAUUUUGAUCAAGGUCUGUAUAGACUACUUCAGAGAUCGAUUUAUUUUCAAAUUGGAGGAUUACAUCGAACAUUUUUAAAAACAUUAUUUGCAGCAUUUUGUUGCUUUGGUUUUGUAUCUAUUUGGCAUGGCAAUAACAAACAAUAUUGGUACUGGGGGUUUUUUAACUGCUUCGGAAUAUGCAUUGAGCACUUUUUUUUAAAAGUAAUCAAAAGUAAAAGAGGAGAUACUUUUUGCAACAUGAUUGGGUUAUUAAAUUUUCGAAGAGUUGUUGGUUUCAGUGGGUCUUUAUCCAUUUUGUCAUUGAUAUAUUCAAACUUAGUUUUUGUUGCAAGCAUUGAGUCUGCAAACAUUAUAUACCAAAAAAUAUUGUUAAAUUGGUACAUGCCUGCUAUUUUAAUUUUUAUAUUUUACUUUUCUACUCAAGUUUCUAUUGAUCUAUAUUACACCAGCUAGUUUUAGCUUUGAUUUAUUUGCUGCAUUUUAACUGUGUCUGUAAUG